Messenger RNA from Penicillium canariense, 1650 nucleotides. RefSeq names its product putative extracellular lipase. The record is from RefSeq and is a predicted model, not a curated record. Bases 1 to 1650 code for a protein of 549 amino acids. NCBI's taxonomy places the organism in Eukaryota, Fungi, Ascomycota, Eurotiomycetes, Eurotiales, Aspergillaceae. The transcript has 2 exons.
AUGUUCCCCUUGCUGCAGCUCGUGCUCCUGGCCGCUGUGCCGGUUAUAUUGGCCGCGCCGGCCAACGUCAAGAGAGCCAGCGCACCAACGGUGACCAUCUCGCAACCCGAAGCUACAAUUGUUGGCUCAUCUGGGUCCAACAGUGUCGACAGCUUCAAUGGAAUACCCUUUGCUCAGGCGCCCACAGUCCAAGCCACUGGCUCCGCCAAAGCAUGCCCCCAGUUUUACUUUACCACCGAUACUAGCGACUUCCCGGUCUCAGUACUGGGGGAGCUGAUCAAUAUCCCACUAUUUCAAACAGUUACCAAUGCCGGUGAAGACUGUUUGAGUGUUAGCGUCCAGCGUCCAUCAGGGACAGAAGCGGGUGCCGAUCUUCCCGUUCUGGUCUGGAUCUUUGGUGGAGGCUUCGAGCUAGGGUCAUCCAGCAUGUAUGAUGGGUCAGGCUUGGUGUCCGCCUCGAUGGAAUUGAACAUGCCGAUAGUAUUUGUGGCCAUUAACUAUCGUGUGGGUGGCUUUGGAUUCAUGCCCGGAUCGGAGAUUCUCAAAGACGGGUCCGCCAACUUGGGCCUUCUUGACCAACGUCUUGCUUUGGAAUGGAUCGCGGAUAAUAUCAAGGGUUUUGGUGGUGAUCCCUCUAAGGUGACCAUUUGGGGUGAAUCCGCCGGUUCCAUAUCCGUCUUUGACCAGAUGGCUUUGUAUGAUGGCGACCACACAUACAACGGAUCACCCCUCUUCCGGGCUGGAAUUAUGAACUCGGGUAAUGUAGUGCCGGCGGACAGGGUGGAUGGGGCCAAAGGCCAAGCGAUUUACGAUACUGUGGUGGAAUCCGCCGGCUGUGGCAGUGCAACAGAUACCCUGGAGUGCUUGCGCGGGCUGGAUUAUACAACAUUUUUGAAUGCCGCAAACUCGGUGCCUGGUCUUCUGUCGUAUCACUCUGUCGCAUUGUCUUAUUUGCCUCGACCAGAUGGGACGGUUCUCACUGACUCGCCUGAAAAUUUGGUGAUGAAUGGAAAAUACGCCUCCGUGCCUUUCAUCGUCGGUGACCAAGAGGACGAGGGGACAAUCUUCGCUUUGUUCCAGUCAAAUAUUAGCACUACGGAUCAAAUCGUGGACUAUCUCCAGGAUCUGUUCUUUGCAGAUGCUUCGCGCGCGCAGCUUGAGGAAUUGGUUGCAACCUAUCCUGAUACCACCACCGAUGGUUCCCCGUUCCGAACCAGCAUCUUUAAUAAUUGGUACCCGCAGUAUAAACGCCUUGCGGCAAUACUGGGCGAUCUAACAUUUACGAUCACCCGACGCGCCUUUCUCACACUGGCGCAAAAGGUGAAGCCUGAUGUGCCGUUCUGGUCAUACCUGUCCUCAUAUGACUACGGGACACCCAUUCUCGGCACAUUCCACGGCUCAGACCUUCUGCAAGUCUUUUAUGGCCUCUUGCCAAACUAUGCAUCCAGAUCCAUCCAUUCAUACUACUUCUCAUUCGUCUAUGACUUGGAUCCAAACUCUCGGGCGUCGAGCUACAUGGAUUGGCCCCAAUGGAGCGCGAAUCAAACCCUGAUGAAUUUCUUCAAUAACCGUGCAGCUUUGCUUGCGGAUGACUUCCGUCAGGACACCUUUGACUUCAUCUUAGCAAAUGUCGCGUCAUUCCACAUUUGA